Molecule: messenger RNA, 975 nt
Organism: Cuscuta epithymum
Lineage: Eukaryota; Viridiplantae; Streptophyta; Magnoliopsida; Solanales; Convolvulaceae
Source: the annotation of a GenBank genome assembly
UUGAAGAGCAGAUUGACCCUGAGUAUAUUCUGCAGUAUAUUCCAAACCUGGUCAGUUCUGAAGAUAAUGUAAAAUUAAUGCAGUUGCCAAAUGAUCUUGAAGUAAAGAAUGCUGUGUGGAGCUUAAAUCAGAAUGGGGCACCUGGACCGGAUGGUUUCAAUGGAAAGUUUUUUAAGAAGUGCUGGGACAUAGUGGGUCCAGAUGUGGUCAAAGCUGUGCAGGAGUUUCACAUGGGAUUCCCUGUCCCUAAGGGAAUGGCAAGUAGUCUUAUUGCUUUAAUUCCUAAAAUUGACAAUCCUGAUUCUUUUGCUGAUUAUAGGCCUAUUUGUCUGUCCAAUUUUAUCAAUAAAGUUUGCACCAAAGUUGUUACUAUCCAGACUUGCAUGUAUUCUCUCUAAGCUGAUCUCAGAAGAACAGUCAGGUUUCAUGAUGAACAGGGAUAUCUCUGAGCAAGUUCUUAUUGCACAAGAGAUGGUUCACUCUCUUGAAAAGAAAGUCAGGGGCUCUAAUGUUAUCAUUAAACUAGACAUGGCAAAGUCAUUUGAUAGGCUGUCAUGGAAAUUUCUUAAAGAAGUCAUGGAAAGAUUUGGUUUUGCUGCGCAUUUCAUUACUAUGGUGCUAAAUAAUCUGUAAGCAACAUAUCUAUCCAUAUUAAUUAAUGGGGUUCCUCAAGGUUUUUUCAAGCCCCGGAGAGGGGUCAAACAGGGUGACCCCUUGUCCCCAUAUCUUUUCAUUUUGGCUGCAGAAGGUUUAUCCAGGGGAUUAAACAAACAAAUGGAAAAUGGACUUAUCAAGCCUUUUUGGAUGGGAAAGGUUGGAUUCCCUGUUUCUCAUCUUGGAUAUGCAGAUGAUAUUUUGAUUUUCCUUAAUGGGGAGUCAAGAUCCUUAAAGAAUUUCUCAGAGUUUAUUGGGGCUUACCAGACUGUCUCGGGCCAAGCAGUUAACUUGCAAAAAAGCUCCUUCAUAGCUGCCAAA